AUGUUGCAAGGAGAACCUUCAAUAUGCAGAUCAUCUCACCCAAUAAAAUGUAUUAAUUAUACUAAAACAGAUGAAUCAAAUGAAAAGAGAGAAUUGAGGAAGGUAAGAAGAACAAAUAAUAUCACUAAUUCAGAAUCUGCGAAAUCUUCAGUACCUAGAACCCCAUUGCAAGUUCCGCGAGUCUUAACUUUAUUGAAAACAAUGUCCAAUAAGCGACCAAUAAGUAAUGAAGAAAUUCUUCAAUAUUCCGAAGAUAUAUCUGUAAUAUGCACAUUUGAUAAGUCAGUCGACAAGUUAACUUUAGAAAUUAGCGCAGAGCUUGCAAACAAACUUUCUUCUGUAUAUGAUACUAACCCUAAAAUAUGA
Messenger RNA from Dentiscutata erythropus, 366 nucleotides. The record is from the annotation of a GenBank genome assembly. NCBI's taxonomy places the organism in Eukaryota, Fungi, Glomeromycota, Glomeromycetes, Diversisporales, Gigasporaceae.